GUUUCCCUGAGAUCCCCAGCAGCCCUUAAAACUUCAACUAUCAUGCCUGGCACUUCUAGAACCUUCUAACCCUCCAGGACCUCUUCCCUUCCUUUCCCUACCAUUUCAGCCCCCCCUUUUCCCCCUCCCAACUGACAAUAGGCGAGCAACAUAAUGGAUGCUCGUGAAUCUGCUGCCGGAGGGCAGAAAUGCUCAAAUAAGGAGGUGGUGAGGGAGAAGGUGCCUCUGCACAGGAAGUGGGUAUCGGAGCCCUCUGCCACCACCAAACGAAGCACUUUUGCCGACCCAGAGGCCAAGCGUCACUCCCACCGUGAGAGUCUGCCGUGUGGCGGUGGAGCCAACGGAGGAUCAGCGGGACAGCAGACGUACAUACCCUCCGGGAAUUCUGGGAAGCUGCUAUCAGGACCCUCUGCAAUGGGGGCCAUGGGAGGCCCGCCAUCCCAAGACCCCCAGCGACCUUUCGCUCAGGGGUUUCCCAGGGGCUACUCCUACCAGCUGGGCCAGCCAUAUCCCCAGCACCCCCAAACUGAACGCUUCCUCUCGGGAGCCAAACCUCAACCAGGGCUGGAACCUCACGCAUGGCCUUUUGCCGGGCAGUUGCCCUCAGAUGACCUGUACUCGGUGGGACACCCUGGACACCCCCGUCCGCAUGGGGCUAGUGGAGGUAGGUUUCCCCGGCAGAAGUCCCCCAGUUUACCCAGUUCAUUUGGACAGUAUUCCCAGUCAGGUUCUGAGCCUGGUGAGGAGGGCUACGGCAAGAAAGAGCAGAAGCCAAAAAAGCCAGGGAAGUAUAUCUGUAACUACUGCGGCCGGGCCUGCGCCAAGCCUAGCGUCCUGAAGAAGCACAUCCGCUCCCACACCGGGGAGAGGCCGUAUCCCUGCGUGCCCUGCGGCUUCUCCUUCAAAACCAAGAGCAACCUUUACAAGCACCGCAAGUCCCACGCCCAUGCCAUUAAGGCUGGGCUCGUCCCGUUUUCUGAGGUGGCAACGGCCCGCAGCGGGGACGGCGACCAGGCAUCCUCUGUGGGCGAGGCUGAGGUCCACUCCGAUGGAGAGCAGAGUACUGACACGGACGAGGAAGGUGUAGAGGGCUCCACCAUGCUGGCAGAAAAAGGAAGCCCCAUUCCACAGAUCUCCUUUGAAGCCGACAAAAGCACAGGUGGUGUGGAGCCAGCAUAUGCUGACUCAGCCGAGGAGCUGUCCAUGGCAUCCAUGAAAGUGCCUAUCCUUAUAGUCCCCAAGCAAGGGGGGGUCCCCUCCACAGGGAUGGAUUGCCCCCCAUUUCCAGACAUGAAGGGAUCGUAUCACAUGACAGGCUCCCAGGCUGGAGGAGGGGGUCAUACAGCCGACGACUCGCCAACUAUCAAGCAGCGUCUAGCGUUGAGGCUGACUGAGAAGAAAGGCCAGGAUUUGGACUCAUGUGUUUCUCAGUCCGUGAACCUCCUCAGUCCCAACAGCAAAGGCAGCACUGACUCAGGCUACUUCUCCCGCUCUGAGAGCGCCGAGCAGCAGAUUAGCCCACCCAACACCAAUGUCAAGUCGUAUGAGGAGAUCAUGUUUGGUCGCACGUGGUACUACAAACCCAGCUCCAGAUCCAGACAGUCUAUCACCGUGGGCAUGGCCGGUGCCGUGGGCCCCGCAGACCCCAGUGGGCUGGCCAGUCUUAAGCAGUCAGGUGCUGUCCUUGACAUGGGAAAGAUAGCUGAGGAUCAUAUCUUCUUCAGAGGGGAGGAAGGUGUUCCAGGAGAUCCUAAGCAGUAUCCCACAGGUCCCUGCCAAAGCAGUACGGGGCUUCUAGAGCCUCCUUCUGACUCUGGGCCCCUGAUUAGGAGUAACUCCAUGCCAACUUCCUCCCCAACCAACUUCAGUGUCCCCCCAGGGAUUCGUGUUAGCCACUCCAUUGAUGAGAUGAUGACAGCCGAUGAUGUGUUUUAUCCAGUUUAUCGCCGACUAAGGAGGCAGGCUGCCUUUGAGCACUCGGCCCAUGAAGCCCACGUGGGAGAGGCUGAGGCCUAUGGUCAUGUGCCCAAGAAUGUGACCUCAUCUGUGGGACUGAAGAUGGGCGAGCGCAGCCCAGGAAUCCCAGAGCAUGUGGCCUACACUCCCUAUGGUACUAAAGUUGGCAUGUCAGAGAUCGCAACAAGGAAGCGGCGGAAGGAGAAGAGUGUUGGGGAUGAGGAGGACAGCCCAGGGCAGUGUGACAGCAGUUGCAGCGGUUCGGUGGAGAUGAUGGGGGACUAUGAUUGUAAACAGGGGAGCCUGGAUGGAUCAAGGGGCACUCCAACGGGGAAGGGAUCCUUGUACAGCACCCACAGCCAGUCUGACAGCUUUGACACCUGCACCAGCAUGUGUUCUGAGGAUAUGGCGCUGCUCCCAGACUCAGAGUGCAGGAAGGCGGCAGGGAACGUCAUAUCAGUCAUCCAGCACACAAACUCCCUCAGCCGACCCAACUCAUUCGAGAAAUCUGAGUCCUUCGAGUUGCCAGGCUACCAGGCGUCCGACAAAGUCAUCUCUAGCCAGUACUCCGAACAGUCAGACUCAGAGAUCUUUGAGGACGCAUUGAGCCCUGAGUCUGCCAUGCUGAGAACAGAGAGUAUGGAGCAGCAGCCACAAAGCGACAGUGAUCUCGCCUCCCUCUCCUCAUCCUCGGCUGCUGCCUCCCCUGGCCAGCCUUACCACAUCUCCCAUAAACUGGUGCGACAGCCCAACAUCCAGGUACCCGAGAUCAGGGUGACGGAGGAGCCGGACAAGCCCGAGAAAGAGAAGGAGGCUCAGAUAGCCAAGGAGCCAGAGAAGCACCAGCAGCAGCAGCAGCAGCAGCAGCAGCAGCAGCAUGUGAUAGAGGAAUUCCAACUGCCUCAGAGGAGUGAUACCCUCUCCCAGAUGCCAUCAGAGAAACUCCCACCCAAGAAGAAGCGGCUGCGGCUGGCCGACAUGGAGCACUCUUCUGGGGAGUCGAGCUUUGAGUCGACGUGCACCAGCUUAUCCCGGAGCCCCAGCCAAGAGAGUAACCUGUCCCAUUCCUCCUCUCUCUCCAUGUCAUUUGACCGAGAAGAGGGGCUCAAAUCCGUCUCCCCCACCAAGCAGGAGGAGUCACAGGCCACUGGUGGCGGGGGUGGCAGUGGGGGAAGCAAGCAGUCUGAAUUCCUAACAGUCCCUGGUAGUGGUCAUUCCAGCCACCACCAGCAGAGGGAGAUGAGGAGGUCUUCAUCGGAGCAGGCCCCAUGCGUCCUGCCCACCGAGUUCCCCGAGAUGCGUAGCAAGUCGUUUGAUUGCGGUAGCCUGUCGCCCAGCUCCAGACAGGGGGAGCUCUACUGCAGCGCCUCAGCCAUGAAGGAGCGCCGGCGGGGCUACCUUGUCAGACAGGCUUCGCUGAGUGUCUACCCAGAGGCUGUCACCCAAGAACCAGGGGGCACUGAGAUGUCAAUCAAACAGGAGAGUUUAGAACACGGGGUGUGGCCCGGCCCAACAGGACCAACCCAUGGUGUAGCCGACGUGGCCAGAACCAAGAGAAUCGGCAACAGCAGUGGUGCUCUGGGCUCCCACCCCCACCAGCACCUCCUCCAGCACAGCAUCAGUGAGGACAGCCUGCAGGAGGAGCGGCCAUGUCAGAGGUCCCAACAACAUCGGCUGCAGGCCCAGAGCUCAUCCUCUGAGGGAGAACAUCCAGGUCAGGAUGUCAUGAAUAAGGAUGUGAUUCAGCAUUUCCAGAGUGGUCUGCCCCUGCUCUCCUUCCAGCAACCCGGCCUGUUCUGGAGCCAGGAGUCUGGUCAGCGACCUAGACAGCAUCUGGCUUUCCAGACCCAACAGCUCCCGAAGCUCCAGAUCCGAGCACCAGGCAGUCUGCCUACUCAGCCACCCCUCAGACCACCACACGCCCUGCACCAGAUCCAUGACCAGAUAAUGAAUGAAAGCAUGUCAGAAGGCUCCGGCACUCAGAUUUACUCCACUUUCCCAUCUCAAGCGUCUCCACAUUCCCAACAACAAUUUAGUUCUCUCUCCACUAAGCUUUCCAUCUCUACCACCACCACCACCUCCACACUUCUCCAACAAAUCCAGCCCAUCUUUGCCACUCAGAACCUUGGUUCCCAGGCUUCUCUGCCUGGCAUGCUGGUUCCUGUGCGGAUCCAGACCCACGUGCCAUCAUUUGGGAGUGCUAUGUACACCAGUGUUAGCCAGCUAUUAGCUAGCCCUGGUGGUAGAGGGCAGGGAGCUGGCUCAGGAAGGCCAGGGAACAGUAGCAGCACAUCCCCUCCUGUGGGUGUCAGUAGCACCAGCAUGCCUUCCAGAGGGGUCGGAGGGGGUGUAGUUGGGUUGGGAUUCAACCUGUCACAGAUCCAGGGGCAGCCUGAUGGAGCAGUGCUACGCUACCCACUCUGGAAGGCUCCGGAAUCAUUGCCAGGGCAACGGAUGAACACAGGAAUCCCAUUGUCGCUGACCUCAGGGACCAUUUCCACCACAGAUGCCUCGGGGUCUGGAAUUGGGGGCAGCAAGCGAAUGCUCUCCCCCGCCAGCUCCCUGGAGCUUUUCAUCGAAACUAAGCAGCAGAAACGCGUAAAGGAGGAGAGGAUGUAUGGUCAGAUUGUCAAAGAGAUGAGUGCCGUGGAGCUGAGCGGGGCCAGCAAAAGCAGCAGCAGGCUUGAUAAGAUGCAGGACAGGGGUCAGAGAACCUGUCUUAAGAGCAAAGACUCUGAGGACCAAACUGAGAGGAUGACCUCCUCUCCGCCAGCAAGCGACUUCCCUGCAGCCACCAAAAUCACUGUCCCAGUUCGUUCCUCAGCUCCCCAUCUCCCAGAUGUUCCUCCAGCUGAGAGCUUCACUCCACCUCUCCAGAUUGUCACAGACCCCUCCCAGGUCGCUGAUGGCCAGGAGUCACCAGAGGAGCUCGAUAUGGACGAUUCACCCAAGCCAGGGUCUAGCCCCCAGUCCAUGGUCUCCUCCAGCGACACAGCAGAAAACAAUGAUGCAAUUCAACCCUCAGCAAAUAACAUCCCAGUCAGCAUGUUAGUUCAGCUUGCUGCCAACCAGGGUGUCGGGUUAUCUGGAGCAAUGGGCAGGACUCUCCUAUUGACGGAUGUGGCUGAUCUCCAGCAGCUUUUCCAGUUCCCAAGCUUGCGCACCACCACCGGCAUCAGCUGGUGUUUCCUGAACUACACCAAGCCCAACAGCACCCAGGCUGCAGCACGAGCCUCCGUUUAUGCCUCGUGGUGUGUGAGCUCGUACAACCCCAACCCUCUGAGCCUGAGUACAAAGGCUUCACUGGCCCUGUUGAGGUCCAAACAGAGGAGGAACACAGAGAUGUAUACCACGGCAGCCAUGUCACCACCCAGCUCUGGGAAACUGGUUUCAUCUGUGGCAUGGAAGCUGAGGUUUGAUCAGCUGAAGCCAGAGCUGAUGCCAGUAGAUAUCACUAAGCUAGGAAGGAAGAUGAAGGGAGUGGUCUCACGGGAUCGCUCCAAGGAGGAACAGGGCGAGAAGGAGGCCACAACCAAACAGCCUGCCUCCGAACCGACCCGCAUCAAAAUCUUUGAGGGCGGGUACAAGUCUAACGAGGACUACGUGUACGUGCGGGGCCGAGGCCGGGGGAAGUACAUCUGUGAGGAGUGUGGGAUCCGCUGCAAGAAGCCCAGCAUGCUGAAGAAACACAUCCGGACGCACACCGACGUCCGGCCCUACGUCUGCAAGUUCUGCAACUUCGCCUUCAAGACCAAAGGAAACCUGACAAAGCACAUGAAGUCUAAGGCUCAUAUGAAGAAAUGUCUGGAGCUGGGAGUGUCUGUGUCCUCUGUGGAGGACAUUGAGACGGAUGAAGCAGACGGAGGAGAGGAGGGCAUGAGGGCUGCUGGCAAGGUUCUGGGAGGUGUCAUGGCGGAACACCAGUUCUCAGACGCAGACGAUUCAGACGGUGGCGAAGAAGAUGGGGACGAUGUGGAUGAGGAGGAGGACGAUGAAGAUGACUAUGACGGCGACUCCACCCCCAAGACACGCUCGCGCUCCACCAGCCCGCAGCCCUAUGGGCUACCGUCGCUGUCAAUCACAGCAGUGGCCGCCUCCCACCCGGUAUCCAUUGGCCAGCAUCUUCACCCGUCUCACCAUCCUGGCUCCGACAUCCUUGGCAACAGCAACAAGCAGCAGCUGUUUGGCUACUUCCCCACCGUGCCGAGUAUCCAGAUCACACCGCAGGCCCCACCCAGCGAGCCAGUGGACAGUGAUCGGUGUCAGGCGGAGUACCAACGUGCUCUGCAGGGGGCGCUGGGCAGCAGGCUGCUGGUUCCUCCGUCAUCCUCCUCAUCCAUGGAUGAAGAUCUCGCUGUCCCCUCCCCAGACCUCUCCUCCCCCUCCUCCCCCCUCUCUCCCUCCUCCUCCCCGGCAUCUCGCCGCUACCUCUCCCCGCGCCGGGAACUAUCGCCCCGCAGCGGCCGCCUCUCGCCGAGGCGGGAGGUCUCACCGCUGCGCCACAUCUCGCCCAAGAGAGACCUCAGGGCAACUGGUUACCGCCGAGAUAUCUCCCCCCGGAGGGAACUAUCACCUCGGGGUCACCUCUCGCCGCUGUCCCCUCUCUCCAGGCCAACCUCACCGGCAGGGAGGGACUACAAGCGGGACCGCCACAGGGGCAUGAUCCGACCGCUGUCGCCCCGCCGCGGACUCCACCAACAGCACCACCACCAGAGUCACCAGGCGGCCAUCCAGCAAGGAGGCACGUGGAGCCUGAGACCGGGCCAGCCGGCCUGCCCGCUGACCCACCGAGAGGGAGGCCCGCUGGGACAAGGAAGAGGCAGCAGCGGAGCAGAGAUGGAAACGGAAUCCAGGAUGGGCUCCCCGUUGACAGGGGAACGGGAGCCGGGUGGUAACCACGGUAACCUGUCCAGCCCGCCUCACCAAGUCCUGUUCAGCCACCUCCCGCUCCACUCCCAGCUUCAGGUGCGUUCCCCUUUCCCCAUGAUCCCCAUCGGAGGGAUACAGAUGGUACACUCGAUUCCCACAUCCGUCACGUCUGGCCACACCCAGAGCACAUCAGGCCACGCCCACAGCACCCGAGGACAAUCUCCGCCAGCCCAUCAGGGGGCGCUGCAGGCGUCCUCCCACCUGCCACCACAAAAGAGCAUGUCAGAGGACUCCAACACCAGCGAAGCCUCCUCCUCUGACAGGGGAAAAGGAGCGGCGGAGAGAGCGAAGGAGUCAUCGACGCCAACGCUGUCGUCCUCCCGCGGCUCUCCGCAGGAUGCAGUGAUGAUGUCAUUGGGAGCAGGUGGUGGCGGCGUUGGAGGGAAGGAGGAGCCGGAGGAGGGCAUCCAAAGGUGCACCAAGGCCAUCGCCUCGCUCUGCAUUGACUCCAAGGAGCCCACCGAGGGAAGGAGGGGUGACAGAGGCGAGAGAGGGAAGAAUGGAAGUAGAGAUCCCUCUUCCUCCUCUUCUUCAUCAUCUCCACCCACAGCCACCUGCAGCACCUCCAAUGACUCCCACCAUCAGCAUCGUUCCUCCCCGCUGGCUGCUACCUCGCCUCCUUCUGCCCCCCCACAGGGUCUCAAUCCGGGGACUCAGCACUUUAGCCCCCAACCCUCUGUCCCUGACCCUCCUCACCCACCUCCCUCUUCCUCCUCCUUCUCACCUCACCCUGCCUCCACCCCUGGCCACAGAGUCGAGCCCAUCCCCCCAUCCGACACCUCCCAGUCCCACAUCGCCAGCUGGCCGGCCUUGUACGCCCAGACCUCAGAGGAGAGAGAGAGGGAGACGAGACCGCCGGCAGAAUGCACAAAGAGGAGUAAAGAUGCUUCGUAGGGGCGCGACUUAAAGGAGGUGAAAUGGUUUUUUCAGAUUGAAAGGAGGAACUUAUUUCAGCAGUGAGAGGAGAAGAAAAAGACUUUGCACACAAACACACACACAAACACAUGUCAUGGAAGCACCUACUUGUGUGUGCGCUCCAUGUGUACAUGGACAUUUGUCCAGAUGCUCAGUUGAUAUACGCACAUCAACACACACACACACACACACAGACACACAGACACACACAGACACAGACACACACACAGACACACACACAGACACACACACAUUCAUGUACAAAUAAACCUAUCAGUUACCAACGUCAACAAAGACACAGUGCAGCUGCGUGUACGUGUAGUCCCGUCUGGGCCUGCUGGUCCGGUCCGGGCCUGCUGGUCCAGUCUAGGCCUGCUGGUCCACUCCGGGCCUGCUGGUCCGGUCCGGGCGGGCCUGCUGCUGGAGACAGCACAGAAAUAAAAUCUCUUUCUUAUUUAAAGACUCAGUACGGAUCUUCAUACGGCCGUCUCACAUGUACGGUUACUCGUACGAAGGCGGGAGUCUGAGCCGAGCCUGCUCAGAGGACCCGUGACCCACGGUACGACCCGGCGGACAGCAAUGUGUGUGCCUUUGAUUUACUUCUGUCUCUUUUUGUUUCUGCUUAUAUUGUUAUAAGCGUACAAAGCAGGAAGGUAAAUGUGUAAAAUGAAAUUGAUAAUCCCACCUCUUGCGUAUUGGCUUUGUAAGAAUAUGCAUCCCCCCCCCCUCCUCCUCCUCCUUUUAGUCUCAACAAGCGAUGUGAAGUUAUGGAUAUUACUAUUACGUAAGGUUGCACUAAAACAUAUUUUUAUAUGAGUGAAAUUUAAAAAAUGGCUUUUUUUUGGUGUACAGCAGCGAUUCUAUAAUACUAUUUAUUAUUGUUACCAUGUUUCAUAAAUUGUACAUUUUUUCUUAAAUGUUGUGGAUGCCUUUUCUAUGUCUAAAAGCAUGGGUUUUGCUAUUGCUUAAAGUAGGGUGAGGAUAUCUACACUGUAGUAUGUUAGACCUAAAGUAGGGUGAGGAUAUCUACGGCUUUGUAUGUUAGACCUAUUUAUAUACGUCCAAGAAGAACCCACCUGCUUGGAGGCAUAUACAUAUAUAUAUAUACAUAUAUAUAUAUAUAUAUAACAUUAUAUAAUAUUAUAUAUAUAUAUAUAUAAAUAUAAAUACACACACAUAGAAGUAAGAUUUACCAGAAUAUUUACCCAGCAUAUGAAUAUAUAUAUGGAAUCUAUCUAUCGAUCUAUCUAUCUAUCUAUCUAUCUAUCUAUCUAUCUGCACUUAAAAUGUAGAAUGACAUUCACAUCACAGUAUGGUAGUUUUGCUUGUACAUUGUCUCUGCCGCUCUGCAUUUGCCCGUCUCUGGUUGGGAUUUUUUUUUACUUUGACCUUUUUUGUUCUUUUUUACAUUUUUCAAAGCAUUAGACUCGCUGUCAGCAGUAAGUGAAUGAAGAUGUCACGCGCCGUCAGUGCAUUUUGAAAUACAUUACAUUUGCACCCACCUCCUCCAACCCCAACACAGCUCCUUUUUUGUUGUCGUCAUUUUCCCCUCGGUGUACUCCGGUCGUGGUUGAGACGAGCAGCGUUUUGUCUUUUUUUAUCGGUCGCUCCACAUUCUGAGACGUCACUUUGCUUGAAGUACAAAACUCCUGAUCAUUUAUAGAGAAUGGGGAACAUUCCAGUACAUGUAAAUACCCAACACCCGUCAACACGCCUGUAAUACAUGUGUAAACGCACACACACACACACUCACACACACACACACACACACACACACACACACACACACAUGCACAAACACAUUUUUUGUGUAUUGAUGCAAAUUGUGGCCGUGGCAAUCACUCCGUUGAACAUGUAUUUUUCAAUGGUUUGUUGUUCUGACACAUAUCUAAACACAAAAAACAGUGAGAAAUGCACCUUAAGUUUGUUAUGACCUCAAAUGUGGCACUGUGCUGCCUAGGUCAGUUUUUUUGCAGCUUCUGGCUAGCAGGAACUCUGCAAGCUUCAGUUGAGAAGGGGGGCGGGGCUUAUUUGAAAGGAGCUUAACCCUGGACUGGAAAACUGUCAAUCAAAAAGUUUUAGAAAACUGUUGUUGUGGCAUUAUCAGCUUCUGCAGCAUAUUUUGGCCCUUCUGAACCUGUACUCCUAAAUAUCCAUUUUGUAGCUAAGCAAUAGUUCGCCAAAACUCCGUUUCAUCAGCGGAGGGUUUAUUCGUUGCUAGGCAACAACAACAUACUGAAAAAUCCCUAUUGGUAAAAAUAGGGGAGUGUUGGGGCGGGGCGACAGGAACAGCAAUGACAACAUUUUUUUGAUGGACAGCUCUGGAUCCAGCCAGGCAGGGCGCUCUGCAAGCCUGUAUCUGUAUUCUGUAUCGUGUGUACUCAAGCAGUAUAUCCUCUUCUUACCACUUUAUUUCUUUUUCGAUCCUCUCUCUCUUAUGUACACUUAUCACCAUGGCAAUGAUCUUGUCUUUUAAAGAAAAACAUUCUAUCAUUCUCUCUCUUUCUGUCUCUCUCUCUCUCUCUCUCUCUCUCAAGGUAUCAAAGCACAAGUCAUUGUAAAAAAUAAUGACAAUUUAAAUAAAAAACUGACGAAAAAAAAUGGUUAAUGUGCAUAGAAAAAGGGUAACUUUUGUGAUGGUGUUGUGUGGAAUUAAUACAAAUAUCAUGUACGACCCCAGUUUCAAUGAGGAAUCGCAGUAGAAGUGGAAAAACAUGGAUUGUUGUUUUCAGUAAAUAAAUAUGACUAUAAUUGUUGGUGAUUCUUGUGAUUUGUGUGGGGGUGUAUGACAGAAAUAAUCAAGUAGAGAGGAAGUGAUGAUGAGGGGGAACGGGUCUGAAUUCAGGCCUAGAGAUUGACAGCGUCCAAUAGACAAUCUGACUUCUCCACAUUAGACAAUAAUGGAAUUUUAUGUUAUUCUUUGUAAUCAUUUUAUGUAGUUUUUCUUCUAGAAGGUAUGUCUAUAGGCCCAGCCAUUACUACUGUAGUUUAGGACAUACAGGACAUUGUAUAUUUGAGCCGCAUUUCACUGUCUUAGCCUGGAUUAAAAAACAGAUCGAUGAGAUGUCUUUCGCAAUAAUCUUGAAACAACACCACCUAAUGUCGAUAUUAAUGUUC
Molecule: messenger RNA, 10917 nt
Organism: Lampris incognitus (smalleye Pacific opah)
Lineage: Eukaryota; Metazoa; Chordata; Actinopteri; Lampriformes; Lampridae
Gene: hivep2a
Product: HIVEP zinc finger 2a
Exons: 13
Coding region: 154-7779 (2541 amino acids)
Biological process (GO): regulation of transcription by RNA polymerase II
Cellular component (GO): nucleus
Molecular function (GO): DNA-binding transcription factor activity, RNA polymerase II-specific; RNA polymerase II cis-regulatory region sequence-specific DNA binding
Source: RefSeq, a predicted model, not a curated record